Molecule: messenger RNA, 1899 nt
Organism: Saccoglossus kowalevskii
Lineage: Eukaryota; Metazoa; Hemichordata; Enteropneusta; Harrimaniidae
Product: potassium voltage-gated channel protein Shal-like
Biological process (GO): action potential; protein homooligomerization; potassium ion transmembrane transport
Cellular component (GO): membrane; voltage-gated potassium channel complex
Molecular function (GO): A-type (transient outward) potassium channel activity; protein binding
Source: RefSeq, a predicted model, not a curated record
GUAUGGUGACAUGGUGCCAAAUACCAUUAUAGGUAAGAUUGUUGGUGGUGUGUGUUCACUUAGUGGAGUACUGGUCAUAGCCUUGCCAGUGCCAGUCAUCGUGUCCAACUUUAGCCGAAUCUACCAACAAAACCAGAGGGCGGACAAACGGAAAGCGCAAAAGAAAGCCAGGAUGGCCAAAAUCCAGAUUGCUAAAAAUGCUAGUGGUACGGCAUUUGUUGCAAAGAAGAAAGCUGCAGAAAGACUACUGCAGGGAGGUGGCACGAUGGAAGAGUUUACCGCUAACAUGUCUGGUUUUGAAAAACAACAUCAUCAUCUUUUACAAUGUUUAGAGACAACCACCAAUCGUGAAUUUGUGGAGACAGAGUUUACAUAUAAUGGUGUUCCAUGUACCAGGACAGCGGAAACCCAUAUAAGUCCACCACUUACGCCUAGUCCCUCAAUUGUAUCGUCUCAUCACACAAAAACCAGUUGUUGUGGGAUAAGGAGGCAACGUUCUGGAUCAUCGUCAAGAUACCAAUCAGCACCUACAUCAGCCACACCAACCUCACCAGUUACUCCACAAGACUACAACGAUAUUCAAAUUCGGAUUCCUAACAGAACGUCUCGUUCAGACUUAAAUGCAAGAUCACCGUAUCCAAAAGUUAACUGUACAACUGCAAGCACGGGGAUAACCACCGCAAUUGUUACCAUGCCGACACCAACGCCCACACCGACAACAGACGUGGAAUCUAAUCAAAGUGGCACAAAUUCCUCAGGGGGUUCUCCCAACAUAGUUCGAAUAUCAGCGUUAUAGCAGUCGUAGUUUUAGGUAAAGAAAAGUCAAUUAUGUAAAUUAAUCCAUUACCUACCACCAAAUAGUAGAAAUGAAACAAAGUCAGUAUCGAAUUACAAUUUUCAACUGAAAAUCUUUUCAAAACCAUUGUAAAUAUUUCUUGACUGUAAAAUAUCUUUGCCUACUUGCAGCCUUUCUGCUUUCAACAGUAUAUAACAGUAUUAUUAUUACAAAAUAAGACCCUCCAUUAAAUAAUUUACUACUUUCAAUAUUUCUAAAAAAAAAAUGAAAAUAUUAUGGCUUUGUUGUACCUACUUGAGGUAGGCGGGUAUGUCAAAAGAUUUCUUCAAAUAAUGAGUUGAAUUAAUUUAGUUUGUUGGAAGUAGUAAUAAAAGAGGUAGUGAUGAUCAUUGUCUGUUCUAACUCUCUAAUUAGACUAGCUGAAUUGUUUGUUUACACUUAUUAAGUCGAGCUGUUUUGUUAUUGUCAAGGUCUGGCCACUAGUUAAUAUAAUACAAUUUGCUUUGAAAAACUAAUUUUGUUUUUGAAAAUAAAGACUAAGAACACAAACCUGAAAAUUAUUUGGGGGGGGGGGAUAACUGUCAAAAUAAUAUUAUUUCUGUGCAAAGUAUGAAAAGGUGAAAUAAUUGCUGCUUUGAAUUUGUUAUGUUUGAACGUUCUAAGCGGAUGUACGGGUAUUAUUCAUAUAAACAAAAUAGAUGUGAUACUUUGUUGGGUGUUGGAACUUCCCUUGUAUGUCACAUGAUAUUGAUGGGGCUAUGGAUUAGUCCAUUCAAAGAAGGGGGAUAUGGAUUAGUCCAUUCAAAGAAGGGGGAUAUUGAAUAGUCAAUUCAAUGUAGGGGACUAUGGAAUUUAAUGAAGGGGAGGAAUAGUGUAGCAAGAACAGAAUUUAGAAUCUUGCAGUCGUUUACGUUAUCGGAUGCCCUUCUACUGGGAUAAUACUGUGUUGUGCUCCUUUCAUAUUUAUACCUUUGGUUUUUUUUUGGCAAUAUUCUUUCUUAUGAAUUAUGCAAUUGUCUUAUCUUGGUUUGAAUCUGUAGAUUUAAAUAAUCAUAUCUAGAUUUAGUUGGAAUAAAAUAGACUAAAUGUCACAAAUUGUGAAA